CUGCUCCGCUGUGUUUGAGUUUUGAGAGUUGGAAUUUUGUGUGUGCGCGUACCGUCGUCGUCUUCGUCGCGGGUCGUGAGUUUUUCCAGCGGAGUUUUUUUUCCUUCUGGAGGAGACAGGAAAAUCGUUCGAGUUUUCCCGACGCGCAAUCCGAUAUUAGUUUGAGCACCGUGUGGCGUUGAUAUUAUCGUGUGUGAUUGCAAGUGCCAAAGGUUCUGGAUGUGAUAUUAGUGGGCCCUUCCCGCACUCGAAACUGGGCUUGGCCGCCGUGAUAUUUCGCAAAACAGCAGAUUCUCACUGUGUGACCCUCUUGGAAGUGUACUUGAGUCAGUGUGUGCGUCACCCCCAUUUUCCACUGCUUUUUUUUGCUGCUGCUGUAUUCAUUUCUUCGAUUGACGGAAGAACCAGAUUGCAAUCUCUCGCUGCAAAUACUCGACGGACCGUUGACGACGGAGUGAUGCCAGCCGGAUUGGCCACUUGAGCAAACAAGCGAAAGGGUUUGGCGUUUGGCCCCGUCAAAAAGCAUCAACCGAACCGGAGGGAAUUACAUUCUAACAAGGAGCGAGAGGACGGAAGUCCCCAUCCAGCAGGAAACACGGCGGAAAUUAUGUCUUCACUUUCGGCCAGCGCCGAGAAUCUAUCCAGCGAUCAGAACAACGAUGGCUCGUCGAUGUGUCUGGAGCUGGCGCUGGAGGGCGAGCGGCUGUGCAAAUCCGGCGAUUGCCGGGCCGGCGUCGCCUUCUUCCAGGCGGCCAUCCAGGCCGGAACGGACGACCUGCGGACGCUGAGUGCCAUAUACAGCCAGCUGGGCAACGCGUACUUUUACCUGGGCGACUACACCAAAGCGAUGCAGUACCACAAGCACGACCUGACGCUGGCCCGCUCGAUGAACGACAAGCUGGGCGAGGCCAAAUCGUCCGGCAACCUCGGAAACACCCUCAAAGUGAUGGGACGGUUCGACGAGGCGGCAAUCUUCUGCCAGCGCCACCUCGCCAUCGCACAAUCACUAGGCGAUCGACUGUCCGAGGGUCGUGCCCUGUACAACCUGGGAAAUGUGUACCACGCCAAGGGCAAGCAGCUCGGCCAGAAAGACCCGGGAGACUUUUCGGACGAGGUGAAAGAAUCGCUGAUGCAAGCCGUUGAUUACUACCAGCAAAAUCUGACCCUGAUGAAGGACCUCGGCGAUCGGGGCGCGCAGGGCAGGGCGUGCGGAAACCUGGGCAACACCUACUACCUGUUGGGCAACUUUGAAACUGCCAUCGAGCAUCACCAGGAGAGGCUGCGGAUUGCGCGCGAGUUUGGCGACAAGGCGGCGGAACGGAGGGCGAACAGCAAUCUCGGCAACUCGCACAUCUUCCUGGGACAGUUUGAGCAGGCCGCGAAUCAUUACAAACGCACCCUCUCCCUCGCCAUGGAACUCGGCGAACGCGCCGUCGAAGCCCAAGCGUGCUACAGUCUCGGCAACACGUACACCCUACUCCGCGACUUUCCCACAGCGAUCGACUACCACCAGCGCCAUCUGGCGAUCGCCCAAGAGCUGGGUGACCGCAUCGGAGAGGCCCGUGCCUGCUGGAGCCUCGGCAACGCCCACUCCUCCAUCGGCAAUCACGAAAAGGCCCUGCACUACGCCAACUCGCACUACCUGCUGGCGAAGGAGCUGGUCGAUGUGGUGGGUGAGAAUACGGCCAAGAUGAACAUAUCGGACCUGCGGAAGAUUUUGGGAUUGCCGGAGGUGCUGCCGGUGGCGGCGGCGGCGGAUGCUGGUGGUACUAACAAUCAGACGGAGGGCGAUACGCUGCAGGAGUUGCAGAGUGUGCAGGGAGGGGGUAAGAUUGCUAGCGGGGGCGGGUUGUCCAAGCAGUAUCGGGUGCGGCGGCAGAGCAUGGAGCAGUUGGAUCUGAUCAAGUUGACGCCGGAUGGCAAAAAGAUGGUAAACACCCAGGACAAGCACCAGCACCCACUUCCACCGUCCAGCUUGGCCGCGCAGCAGCAGCAAAAGACGUCCGCUUCCGGUGGCGCCGCACAGAACGAGAACAUUUUCAAAAACAACGACGAGGACUUUUUCGAGCUGCUGACGCGAUCGCAGAGCAAACGGAUGGACGACCAACGGUGCACGCUGAAGGUAAAGCUAACGCACGCCGAAAGUGUGGACUCGGCUAGGAAACCGUUGACGCAGCACAACAGCAAUGCUGGUGCAGCCGCCGCCACUACGACCGUGGCGAAGGAGAAUCGCAACGCCCUCCUGGAGAUGAUCGCCGACUUCCAGUCGGAGCGCAUGGACGAACAGCGCGCCCUUCUCCCUGGGUUGAAGCGAAUAUCGCUCACCAACAACUCGUCGGCCCGCCCGAACGUUGAAACUGACGCCGACGGAGUCGCCAUCCCAGCCGCGCCGGAUCAACCAGCCCAAGAUGGUGGCGUCGUCGUCGGAACUCCCCCGGACGAUGCCUUCCUGGACAUGCUGAUGCGGUGCCAAGGAUCUCGUAUCGAGGAGCAGCGCUCGGAACUGCCGACGCCGAACAUCACGAUGGAUGCGGAGGCCGGUGGAGAGCGACGGGUGGCUGGAAACUCCAACAGUGGAGCCACCGUCCCGGAUGAGGAUUUCUUCUCGCUGAUUAUGCGCUUGCAGGGUGGCCGCAUGGAGGAUCAACGUGCUACGGUACCUUUGAACAACAGCAGCAGUAACAACAAUAACAAUCGAAGCAACAUCAACAAUAACAACGUGAACAGUAGCGUCAGCAGCAGCACAAACGGAACCGCCAACAAUCAUCCCAACGGAAAUGGAAAUAAUCAAAAUCAGAAUGCCAGCGGAAAUGGGGGCAAAGGACUCAAAUGAUUUUACUCGUUGGAUCGAUAAGGAAAUUCGACCUUUUGGACGGGUUUCUUUCUCGAUUUGCGCAGUUUUUGACAAAUUUAGGUGUGUACUCGUCGAUAUCGAACGAUAAUAGUAAUCGAUCCGGGCCAUAUUUUCUUUUUCCUUGAAUUGUGUGCGUGCGUGUUUGGUGUACUUUCUCUGUACGUGUGAGCGUUUGUUUUGAUAAAACGUAGGGAUAUAUUUCUAAUGUAUUUUGCUUUUUUGAAGCUAAACCCAGCCCCGCCACCUGUCCCUAUGAAUCGCGACGUAUUUGUGAAUAAUUCCACUAGUUUUGUAGUAAUUUUGCAUGCAAUUCGGAACAAGCAAACAUCAUAUAUUGUACAUAAAGUCUAGUUUUUACACAACUAAUCCAAUGUCUUAUAUUUUUCUAUCAGAUUUAUUUUAUUAUAUACUACCAGAGAAGACUAACACGUUCACAACCCUGAUUAGAGAGCUCCAUUUGUAUCCAUUUUUCGUCGAAUCGUGAGCAAACUGCAAGCAGAAAGCAUCUUCCGCCGAGGAAGGUUACGUCAAAACUAUAUUAGAAAGACCAAAAUUACCCUUACCGAAAAGUGUGCUUGACUUUUCAACCUACAUUUAAUGGACAAACAAAUCUAUAAUACUGCAGCAACAAACAAAAAAACAAAUAAAAUCUCUAGAUCUAAGCUUAGGUGAACCGAAAAGGAAAA
Molecule: messenger RNA, 3540 nt
Organism: Culex pipiens pallens (northern house mosquito)
Lineage: Eukaryota; Metazoa; Arthropoda; Insecta; Diptera; Culicidae
Gene: pins
Product: G-protein-signaling modulator 2
Exons: 7
Coding region: 608-2833 (741 amino acids)
Molecular function (GO): protein binding; GTPase regulator activity
Source: RefSeq, a predicted model, not a curated record